Molecule: messenger RNA, 660 nt
Organism: Drosophila bipectinata
Lineage: Eukaryota; Metazoa; Arthropoda; Insecta; Diptera; Drosophilidae
Gene: Kaz-m1
Product: Kazal-type protease inhibitor m1
Molecular function (GO): protein binding
Source: RefSeq, a predicted model, not a curated record
GUCACAGCAAUUGAAAUCGAUAGCUACUGAAGUGCGAACGCAUUCCGCGGAAAUAAAUAAAGCAAACUUUAUAUAAAUUAUAAAAACCUUAAAAUGAUGAGCCAAACUUUUACACUCUGCUGCCUUGUUUUGGUGGCCUCCGUAUCCGCCAACACGGUCUCCACCAACGACACGGACUGCCCCAAGUUCUGCCCCUCCCUUUACAAGCCGGUGUGCGCCACUGACGGAUUGAACUUCAAGGAAUUCGCCAGCGACUGCAACCUCCUGAGCCACAACUGCCGUCGCGAGAGGAACAGCCUGCAGGCCUAUGCUGCCACCGAUGCCGCUUGGUGCAGCUCCGAGUUUGUGGAGAAUCUGCACGAGAAACUGGGCAACUUCAAGCUGGAGGUCCAGGAGUGCUUCAAGCCCUGCUCGAUGAUCUACCAGCCGGUGUGCGUUACCAAUGGCAAGUACCGUGCCGAGCUGAGCAACUCCUGCCUGCUGGACAACUUCAACUGUGCUCUGCGGGUCAGCGGCGCCCAACCCGCCGAGAACUUCCGCAUUCUGCGCGACCAAAAAUGCUAGAAGCGAUCGAUCGUAAAACGGAACAAUACAGGCCCAUUCUUUGUACGAUAUAGUCCUUGCUUUGUCUAAAGCGAAAAUAUAUUUCUUGAAACCCAA